Messenger RNA from Sphaerodactylus townsendi, 2471 nucleotides. RefSeq names its product vomeronasal type-2 receptor 26-like. Bases 57 to 2471 code for a protein of 804 amino acids. NCBI's taxonomy places the organism in Eukaryota, Metazoa, Chordata, Lepidosauria, Squamata, Sphaerodactylidae. The record is from RefSeq and is a predicted model, not a curated record. Gene Ontology annotation, cellular component: membrane. Gene Ontology annotation, molecular function: G protein-coupled receptor activity. The transcript has 6 exons. Gene Ontology annotation, biological process: G protein-coupled receptor signaling pathway.
UAACAAAAAACUUCACCAAAGAACCUCCGGGUCCCCUAACUGAAGGUUUUGUUUCAAUGACUCAGAACUACCAGCAUGUCCUGGCCAUGGUAUUUGCCAUAAAAGAGAUCAAUGAAAAUCCUGGACUCUUGCCCAACCUGACCUUGGGUUUCCGCAUCUAUGACAGCUAUUUGAAUGCAAGAUGGACCUAUCAUGCCACUCUGCAGCUUCUUUCCCCCUGGAACAGGUUGGUGCCCAACUACAAAUGCAACAUCAAGGACAACUUAUUUGCAGUAAUUGAGGGACUUGUCUCUGCAACAUCCUACCUGAUCCCAAGUGUUUUGGCCAUAUACAAGAUUCCUCAGUUCUCUUGUGGCUGUGCUCCACUGAUGACAGAAAUCACCCAGGUCUUGUCAUUGUACCAAAUGGUCCCAAAUGAAGCCCUCCAGUUCAGGGGGGUCCUGAAGUUACUUCUCCAUUUCAACUGGAAAUGGGUAGGAUUCUUUGGUGGAGUUGGUCUGAAUUUGGAAUGGUUCACACAGAAGAUGUUUCCUGAAUUUUCCAAGAAUGGUAUUUGUUUUGAUUUCAUAGAAACAAUCUUCUAUGAGGGUAUGGCAUCCCAAUUUAAAGAAUUUGAGAAAUGGGCAGAAGAGAUACAUGCAAAAUUAAUGAACAGCAAAGCCAAUGUUGUGAUUUUAUAUGGAGAUGCUCAGUCCAUGGUUAUUUUCAGAUAUUUGCUACAUAUGCCAAUAUUUAAACACAUGCUGGAAAGCCCAAAAGGAGAAGUUUGGGUUCUUACUGCCCAGAUGGAAAUUAAAUCCCGACCUACCCAUAAUCACUGGGAUGUACAAUUCUUCCAUGGUGCAUUAUCGCUUGCCGUUCACUCAAAUAAAAUCCAAGGUUUCCAAGAAUUUCUUCAGAGAAGAAAUCCUUCAGAAAAUAAUGCAGAUGGUUUUAUCAAGGACUUCUGGGCAUUGGCCUUUGGAUGUCUGCUCCCCAAUUCUUUCCUGAGACAUUCUCAGCAAUUCAAAUACACAGGAAACUGCACAGGAGAGGAGAAGCUGGAAAAUCUUAUUCUGCCAUAUUUGGAAAUGACGAUGACUGGCUACAGCUACAGCAUCUACAAUGCUGUCUAUGUUGUGGCCCAUGCUUUACAUGCAAAGUAUUUGUCCCUACAUAAAAGAGCAAUGGUUGAAGGAAAGAGAAAGGCACUUCAGAAUCUUCAACCUUGGCAGCUCCACCACUUGCUGAAAUGGGUGUCAUUUAACAACAGUGCUGGUGACAAGAUUUCCUUUGAUGAGAAUGGGGAAUUAGUAGCAGAAUUUGAUAUAAUCAACUGUGUCACAUUCCCAAACCAGUCUGUCUUUCGAAGUAAAGUUGGCCAGGUGGAUCCCCAAGCUCCUCUGGACCAAGGAGUCAGCAUGAACAAGGAUGCCAUUGUGUGGCCCAGAUGGUUCAACCAGGUUCAGCCCCGUUCGCUGUGCAGUGACAACUGCCAACCUGGUUUCAGCAAGGAAAGGCUGGAGGGGCAGCCCUUCUGCUGCUAUGAUUGCAUCCCAUGCCCGGAAGGGAAGAUAUCGGACAAGAAUGACAUGGCUGACUGUGUCACAUGCCCAGAUGAACAGUAUCCAAAUACUUAUCAUAAUUCCUGCAUUCCCAAGAUGGUCAGUUUCUUGUCUUAUGGAGAACCAUUGGGAAUUGGAUUGACCAUUAGCGCUCUUUCUUUUUCACUCAUCACAGUGCUCAUCCUAGGACUGUUCACAAAGCACCAUGACACUCCCAUUGUCAAAGCCAACAAUAGAAAUCUAACGUACACUCUCCUCAUCUCCCUCCUACUCUGUUUCCUUUGUGCUUUGUUAUUUAUUGGACAACCUGAGAUGGUGACAUGUCUCCUGCGACAAACUGCUUUUGGCAUUAUUUUCUCAAUGGCUGUUUCCUCUGUGUUGGCUAAAACUAUCACUGUGGUCAUGGCUUUCUUGGCUACUAAACCCGGAUCCAGCAUGAGAAAGUGGGUGGGCAAAAGCUUGGCCCACUCCAUUGUCCUUUCUUGUACCCUUAUUCAAGCAGGCAUCUGUGUUGCAUGGCUGGUAGUCUCUCCCCCAUUUCCAGGGGUUGAUAUGCAGUCAGUUGUUGAAGAAAUUAUAUUGGAAUGUAAUGAUGGCUCCGCUACCAUGUUUUAUUUUGUCCUGGGUUACAUGGGCUUCUUGGCCAUUGCCAGCUUAACUGUGGCUUUCCCAGCUAGAAAGUUGCCUGACAGUUUCAAUGAAGCCAAGUUCAUCACUUUCAGCAUGUUAGUCUUUUGCAGUGUUUGGCUGUGCUUCGUUCCAACCUACUGGAGCACCAAAGGGAAAUACAUGGUGGCUGUCGAGAUCUUCUCCAUUUUAGCUUCCAGCGCUGGGCUCUUGGGCUGCAUCUUUGUUCCAAAGUGCUAUGUCAUUACUCUUAAGCCUGAGUUGAACAACAAGGAACAACUUAUAAGGAGGAAACAUUAA